Ostrinia nubilalis (European corn borer) is the source of this 4934-nucleotide messenger RNA. Its product is annotated as fibrillin-2-like. The record is from RefSeq and is a predicted model, not a curated record. Lineage: Eukaryota; Metazoa; Arthropoda; Insecta; Lepidoptera; Crambidae. The transcript is spliced from 24 exons. Gene Ontology annotation, molecular function: calcium ion binding. Bases 193 to 4275 code for a protein of 1360 amino acids.
GUAGCAAAGGUAACCCGCGCGCCACCGGCAGAGAUGAACAACUGUUUUUGUACUUAAAAUUAAUAUUUUGGUCAACAAGUAACAUUUUUGAACAAAAGUAAGAUUACAUUUUGUAACAUGAGUGUGACAGUGAACUGUUUUAUUUAAUUUUUUAAAGGUUUUAGUGCACAAAAUAGUGUUUUCGGCCUUAAAAUGGGAAAUAUUUAUUUAUUCGUGUUGUUGUGUGCGUUAAACAAUUUUGCGAAUGGUCAAUACUCAAACGAAGACGUAGACAUACAAGAUAAAUGCUGCACACACGGCCAGACUUUCGCAUUGACAGCAGCGUCUGCCGCUGCCUGCGCCGGAGCAUCAGUACCUGAUGAAAUAUCACCAGAACAUCGAGAAGAGUGCACUACCGAGGCCACUAGCUGUUGUCGGGAGCAUUUCAAGAACAAAGAUGAAUGUGUUGCUGGAAUGAAGCAUGCAGUGGAAAAAGGAUGUGAUGUUCCUAAUACGGAGACUGGAAAGACUUGCUGUGAGGAGUGCUCCUUUGGACGAUGGACAGGAGAGUCACAGGGUCGUGAAGGCUGCAAGGAACCGUCUGAAGAGGACAAUAUACCCUCACUGGCUCUAAGGAGUUACGCUUACUACAAGUGUUGCUUGGAAGCCGCAGAAGAACAAGAAAAGACCACAACAGAAGCAGCUGUAGAAGAAACCACGACUGAGAAGAAAGUAGUAAAACAAAAAUGUAGAGCGGACUCCUGCGAUCAAAUAUGCAAUGAUGAAAGUGGAAAAGUUAGGUGCCAGUGCCACGAGGGGUACAGAUUGCAAGACGAUCAGAAAACAUGUAAAGAUAUAAACGAAUGUAGAGAAUCUGUUGAUGAUGUUUGCACAGAAGAAGACACUGUCUGCCACAACACGGCUGGGUCUUUCAAAUGCGUCCCGAUCAAAAAGAGGGAGGUAGGCGCCCUAACCUGCCCUCCUGGCUUUAAGAGGAACGUUCUGAACCAAGUAUGUGAUGACAUAAACGAGUGCCAACUACCACGUCCUCCUUGUCCCAAGUACCUUUGCAAGAACACCAUAGGAGGCUUCACGUGUGGAGGCAAGCCUGGGAAGCCGUUUGAAGAAACACCCCCAGGAGCUCCCACGCCACCACCAUCGCCUAAUCUAGAGCCGACCUCACCGAAGAACGACAUCUGCCCCCCAGGGUUCAGGGGUGGAGAUGAUGAUGAAUGUGUAGACGUGGACGAAUGCGAGGAGCAUGCUGACGACUGCCAGCGCCUCUCGCAGCACUGCAUCAACACCCACGGCGGGUUCUUCUGCCAGGACCACGUGUCCAAGCGCUGCGCUCCAGGGUUCAAGGUCAACGUCAUCACUGGGAAGUGCGAAGAUAUCGACGAGUGCUUAGAAGAAGGUGAAUCGAUAUGCAAGCGCACAGAGGUGUGCAUCAAUUUGGCCGGCGCCUACAACUGCAAGUCCAAAGUCAACACCCUACCCAAGCUAACUACAAAGGCCUGUCAAGAAGGGACGAGGAUGAGAGCCGGAGGAACAGUUUGUGAAGACAUCGACGAAUGCCGAGAAGGCACGCACCUGUGCGACCAGUUCCAAAACUGCGUGAACACGUACGGCGGCCACGAGUGCCGCUGCAAGAACGGCUUCGAGCUGGACUCAUCCUCUGGGUCCUGUGUUGACGUCGACGAGUGCGCCCUAAAGCUGGACAACUGUGCCCCCGGACUGCACUGCCUCAAUGUCCUGGGCGCGUACACGUGCACGCGGCAGCCGCCCGCCCCCGCCCGCACGCCCGCCCCAGUCACUACCACACUCCCGCCCUACGAGUAUGACUAUUACGAUUCCAGUGAAAAUGACUCUAACACGGACUACAGAAAUCCAGAACCAGUACCCACCACAUCCACCAGUACGACUACACCUAAACCGACCCCACGACCUAGGCCCACGGAAACUCCCCGACCCCGACCCACUUACUACUACCCACCAAGGCAAACGACAACAAGAAGAACCCCGUACCCAGAAAGACCAGAACGCCCGAGGUACCUGCGCCCUACUACAACCAGUACAACAGAAGCCACGACUACAGAAGAAGUGUCAACUGAACCGACCACUGAAGAAACUUCAAGUACACCAGAGGAGCCACCGACCACAACUGAGCCACCGACCACGCCUGAGCUACCACCCAGGCCAGAACUUCCGCCAAGGCCAGAAUCUCCAACAAGGCCAGAUUAUCCCCGUUAUCCUCCUCACAGAAGAACUGAAGAUAAUUAUCCUAGAAGACCCCACUACCCAAGUUACCCUCGCCCAACUGAUCCUCCAAGACCGAGGCCUACUGAGCCAAGUCGACGUCCAAGUUUUACAGAGGUGACGCUUCCAGAACCGGAAGAUCCAGUAUUAAUCGUGAAGGAUAAAGACAAGGAUGGAAGCUAUGGGCUGAAUACGAGCGACAUACCUAAAAACUCGUGGACCUCUGUGACUGGAAGAGACAAACCUGAGGAACCCGAUUUUGACAUCAACAACCUUCACUGUCUGAACGGCUUCGAACGAGAUGUGUAUGGAAAUUGCGUAGAUAUCAACGAAUGCGAGGGCAACCGCCACAUCUGCAGCACCCUCGAGCAGUGCGUUAACAUGGAGGGAGGGUACCGCUGCGAGUGCGUGGCGGGCUUCGUGCGCGAGCCCUCCGGCUGGUGCAUCCCGGUCAGGCCCUCCACCACGCCUGAACCCACCACUCCUAGCACCACUACUUCCACGAGCACCACUGAGAGAACUACUACUGAAGUGUCCACCACCGCAAGAUGGCGACCAUACCAGCCUCGUAGACCAUACUAUCCACCAUACACUCCGCCGCCUGCGUCCUGUGAACUAGGAUACACGUUUGAUUCCAAUGAAGGGCGAUGUGUAGAUAUCGAUGAGUGUGCGAGAAACGAAUACAUCUGCGCACCCAAAGAAGAAUGCGUGAACCAAGAUGGCGGCUACUAUUGCAUGUGUGGUGCAAGGUGUCGUGGUACCACUGACAGGUCACCUUACGAACCCCCAUCGCUACCACCAUCAGACCCUUACCAACCUUCGGGAGGAGACAGCGACCCCAACAUCAUCACCGUGGGCGCCCAGUACGGCCAGAGGGGACCCAGAUACUUGCGGCCCACCUUCACCAGGCUGCCCAACUCCGGGGCUAUUGUUACAUCUUGCCCCUGGGGAUACAAACUGACUCCUGACAAGAUGUGUCAUGACGUUGACGAGUGCACGAAGAACGUCUCCCAGUGCGGCCCGAUGCAACGCUGUGAGAACUUCUACGGAGGGUACUCCUGCCAGUGUCCGGCCGGACACCGGCUGUCCGGCAAAGACGGCUGCGAGGACGUAGACGAGUGCGCGUACGGCACGCCAUGCCCAUACAACGCGAAGUGCGUCAACUCAGUCGGCUCAUACCGCUGCGAGUGCGGCGCCGGCUUCCGCAACUCGCCGUCCAACGACAAGGUGUGCGUGGACGUCGACGAGUGCUCCGAAACGCCGCACGUGUGCCACCAGAGCUGCUCCAACGCCUGGGGCUCCUACCGCUGCUACUGCAAGCGGGGGUACCGCCUGGACAACGAUAACAGGACAUGCGUGGACGUGGACGAGUGCGCAGAGUGGGCGGCGGUGCGUCUGCGCGGACGGCUGUGCGGCGGCCAGUGCGUCAACGAGCCCGGCUCCUAUCGCUGCGCCUGCCCUGCUGGCUACCGGCUGUCGGACGACGGGAAGAGCUGCAUAGACAUCGACGAGUGCGAGACGGGCGAGGCGACGUGCGCCGCGUCACGUGAUCCCGGCUCCGUGUGCCAGAACACGCGUGGAGGGUACCACUGCCACCGCAUCCAGUGCCCGUCCGGGUACCAGCUGGAGGCCAAGCACCGCUGCACGCGCAUCCAGCGCUCGUGCCCGAUCUCGGACUGGGGCUGCCUGCAGCGGCCCAGCGCCUACAGCUACAACUUCAUCACAUUCGUCGCUAACAUCUACAUGCCGGCUGGCAGCGUGGACCUGUUCACGAUGCACGGCCCGUCGUGGCGGGACUCGGUGGUGAGCUUCGAGCUGCGCAUGAUUGAUGUCCAGGCCGGGCCGGGGGUCAAGCCCGCCGACCUUAGGUGUUUCGAUAUGAGACCAAUGGACAACGUGUGCGUCAUCUCCCUUCUAUGCUCGCUGGGUGGACCCCAAGUAGCCGAGUUGGAACUGACGAUGUCUCUGCACCAGCGCGGGCAAUUCGCGGGCAACGCGGUCGCUCGGCUCAUCAUCAUCGUCUCGCAAUACGAGUUCUAGCCGCCUAACUUACCACGGUUUACUUAAUUACUUUUGUACCUUGUUAUAGCUGAUCAUACUUGUUUGCAAGAAAGAGUGCAUGCGUUGCAUGUUAUAAUAGGUACUUAUCCUUGGAUAUUUUAACCAGUUCCAAAUUUUCUAAUAAUGCUGUUUUUCGAAAAGGGCAAAUUAUCUAAUAAUACCCAUUCGAAAACAAUAGAUGCAGCUCUUAGCUUCCUGACAGGAAGCAUAAUUACUUUACCUACAUAAAAAUGAGCGAGUCAAAACAUGACUAUUAGCUGCCCUUUUGAAAAAUUACUUCUGAUAAAAAUACCUAAACAAAGGAAAUAGCAUACCUAUUCCCUUGUUUCUAUUAUGACUCGCUUUGAUGAACCUAUAUCAUAGUAUAAAAAUGCACCCGGUAGAUUUUUUGUGGGGAAUAAUAUGUACAUCGUUCUACUCAGUGUAGAUGUAAUUUAUCAACAAAUAAAAACAAAUAUCGGUAACAAAUUAAAACUUUUGAUUGCAAACAAGUAUAAUGUUCUUCGGAUAAUUCAAUAUGAUCUGAUAUUGAGACAAUAGUCUAUUUAUUUUGAAGAUAGUGUUAGUGUAUGGUCUUUGUUGUUCCUUGUCAUUCCUAAAGGCCAGUAUGUAAAUAAAACGAAUACUUUAAAUUGGAA